AAUCCAACCUCACUCAAUCCUCUUUUGUGUGAUCCCUCUGAUCACACAUACAAUACCCUCUUCCUGACACCCCUCCAGUUGUGUGUUCCUGUUACCGCUCUCACGUGCUACUUUUAUAUCCCCCCUCCCCCUCUUCCUCCCCCAAUUGUGUUCUCAGGAAUUUUCCGAGACACCAAAACCAUGGCUGAAGACAAUAGUCAGCCGCAGCAGCAGGAAAAUGAAAAAUCCCGCUUCCUCGAAUUCCGCUCAAUUCCCUAUGGCACCAAGAGGGACGGGGAGCUGGUCCUGAACCGCUAUUCCUCGCUUCUGACUAACGGUUAUGAGUUUCCCGGCGCUCAAGCAAUGUUAUACGCUGCUGGGAUCAAGUCUCAGGAGGACAUGAGAAAGAAACCGCAAGUUGGUAUGAGUUUUUCCAAUCUUCCAAUCCAAUUCUUGCGGAGCAACUAUAAACGCUUUGCCUUGUCCUUAGGUGUCGCUUCUGUAUGGUGGGAAGGCAAUCCAUGCAAGUAUGGUUCCAACACCGAAAACGAAACACCAUAUAUAUAUCCGGCACAAAUGCUGACUAGAUUUGCAGCAUGCAUCGUCCGUUCUCCCCCAUCCCGUUCCUGCGCCCAUUGGUCCCCCCAUCGGUAUUCUGAUUGGUGAACUUGGAAAAAAAUCGACAGUACUCGACCUCGGCAAGACUGUAAAGGAAGGUCUAGAGAAUAACGGCAUGAUUGGUUGGCAAUUCAACACCAUUGGGGUAUAUGCCGCACGGCCUCUCCUCCUUAUUCUCCGCAAGUUUCCUUGUUUGUCGGUGGCAUAGAAUCGGUACAACUGACGAUGAGGUGAGAACGCGUAGGUCUCGGACGCCAUUACCAUGAGCAAUCAAGGUAUAACGAACACUUGAUCUCCCACUUCAUCGUCGGUCUCUAGGCUGACACGGGACGAUCCCCCCGCGAGCAGGAAUGAGAUUCUCGUUGCAAAGUCGGGAUAUUAUCGCCGAUUCUAUCGAAACAACUACUUGUGCUCAACACCAUGUAACUGUUCCUCGAUCUCCAUCUAUCACUCGAAGUUAUUAACACGUUUUAAAACACAGGACGCGAACAUUUCCAUCCCCGGAUGUGAUAAGAACAUGCCUGGAUGUACAGACCCCUUCUCCGCUCCCCUCCCCCCCGAGCAAAUAAAAACAAAAACCUCUCCCCUCUCUUUCGGCAUUAACGCGCAACAGGCGUUAUGGCCAUGGCCCGACACAAUCGACCGUCGAUCAUGAUCUACGGAGGCUCUAUAAAGGGGGGUUAUUCCGAGCGCCUCCACCAGCCGGUCAACAUCUCAAGCUGCUUCGAAGCCCACGGUGCCCUCAUGUACGGUAAGAUCUCGGAGGCUGAUCUCGACGAUGUCGUCAAGCACGCUUGCCCCGGUCCCGGUGGCUGUGGAGGUAUGUAUACAGCCAAUACGAUGGCUACGGCGAUAGAGGCCAUGGGCCUCACACUCCCCGGCUCUUCUACUACGCCCGCCGAAUCUCCCGCGAAGAUGAGGGAAUGUCUCCGGGCCUCUGAAGCCAUCAGAAUUUGUUUGGAAAGGGAUAUCAAACCCCGCGAUUUGAUAACUCGGGAGUCUUUCGAGAAUGCUAUGGUCGUGACGAUGAUAAUGGGGGGCUCCACGAACGCCGUUCUCCAUUUCCUUGCAAUGUCCCAUACUGCUGACCUGGAUUUAACUAUCGACGACUUCCAGAGAGUCUCCGACAAGAUUCCGUAUCUGGCAGAUCUCAAGCCCUCUGGAAAGUACAUGGUGGCCGACCUCGCUGAAAUCGGCGGCAUGCCGUCGGUUCUCAAAUUCUUGAUUCACGCCAAUCUCGUCAAUGGAGAUAUCCCAACGGUUACUGGCAAAACACUCAGGGAAAACUGCGAGUCCGCACCCAGUCUCGACCUGGGGCAAGAUAUCAUCAGACCCCUUAGCAAUCCAAUCAAAUCGAGUGGUCAUAUUCGAAUUCUGAAGGGAAACUUGGCACCUGGUGGAGCGGUUGCCAAAAUCACCGGAAAAGAGGGUAAAGUAUUUGUCGGAAAGGCUCGAGUCUAUGAUGGCGAGCCAGCCCUAAUCUCCAGUUUGGAAAGGGGUGAGAUCAGGCCGGAUGAGAAUACCGUGCUUUGCGUAAGGUAUGAAGGGCCAAAGGGUGGCCCCGGUAUGGUGAGUUCUGAGGGUUUCAUUAUUGUUGUUGUUCGUUUGGCCCGACUCGAGAGGAAACACUGCAGAUAAGUGAGGUUCGGCAAACAGGAGGGCUUAUUUUCCGUUUGCAAUAAUACGGGAUUAUCCAGGCUCAACACAUGAAGAUUUUUCUGGACUGCAUAUGCACCGACAAUACCCGACAUGGUGUCUAGGGUUAUUAUCAACCGCCCAACAAGGAGACUGGACGCAGGCGAUAUAUUCGCACUCCCCCACUGGUUUCCUCCUUUAGGUGCAUGGGAUGUGUAUCCAGGCCCACGGUUCCGAAGACUAACACCUCGGCUGAGCCCGUUUCUCAUACUUAUCUAUCCCCAAAACACCGGCAGCUGCUCCUGCACCCAGUGUUACAGAUUCUGUACUUAUUGCAGCAUCGUUCGUGGCUUAUUUCGAUACCAAUUGUUUAAGAACCCAUUCGUCGGCCCUUCUUGAUCGAGGCCCCAAGGAAAGUGGGGAAUGCUUGCAGUCCGAAGGUAUCAAAUUAAUUGAAGUCGUGGCAGAACUUCAGGGGCUCUAUCUAGAAAGGCUUUGAGGAACCUUUCUGGAAGCAUCGCCGUGGGUACGUGAUAUGGGCCCUGCGCCUCGGAGUUGUGAAUCCAGCCAUUUCUCGCUCACAGGACUCGGGGCUUGAUCUGUAAAGGACGACGAUUCUCUGCAGGAUGGCGUUUCCAAAGGAUGUGUUCGAUCCGGAUUUCAUGUUUCCUGUAGUGUCAUGAGGUUAGCUUGAAAAAACGCUGACCGCAGGUUUAUCUUUCAGCCGGAGCAACUAAAGACGAGCGCGGUGCUCAUGGGUGCGGGCCUUCGCAACGUGGCUCUGAUUACAGACGGACGCUAUAGUGGUGGUGAGCAUCCUGGUCAAGUUGGAUGCUGCACGCUGUGAGUGGCUGCUGACACAGACCCUGCAAGCUUCACAUGGAUUUAUCGUCGGUAGGUAACUCCUGCAGGAUCGCCGGAUUUUAGGUUGUCAAAAAUGCAGUAAUGACUUUGCAAGUAGGCCACAUAGUGCCUGAAGCUCAAGUGGGUGGCCCAAUCGCUAUUUUGAAAGGUGAGUGAGUGCUUGCUACGACCGCCGUUGCUUUUGUCAGGCCAUACUACAACACAUAUAUUCCUUGAUCUGGAUGGGCACAGUGCUUCUUCGGUUCGGAUGAUCCAUUUACUGACACGCGGGGAACGGGUACGGGGGGCGGGCAGACGGGGAUAUCGUCACCAUCAAUGCCGAGACCAACCAGAUAAGCAUGAGCGCCAGUGAUGGCGAGAUAGCUUCCAGACUGAAGAGUUGGAAAGCUCCUCGUUUGAAAGUCACCAGGGGCACGCUAGCAAAAUACGUACACCUAGUUGGAGAUGCUAGCCACGGGGUACGAUUG
Molecule: messenger RNA, 3563 nt
Organism: Tuber aestivum (summer truffle)
Lineage: Eukaryota; Fungi; Ascomycota; Pezizomycetes; Pezizales; Tuberaceae
Source: the annotation of a GenBank genome assembly